ACUAUGUAUGAAGGUGUCCUGAACGAAACAUACACUCAAGAAAUGUUGUCCUCGAAAUAUUAUUCCAACAUCACAGCAUCURUGAACAAUGAAUGGAUGAAGUCAAACGACGGCAAAACCGUUCAAGACUCUGUCAAGGAAUAUUUGAUAGAAUACUUGGGCAAGCCAGUUACURAGAUGUUAAGAUACAUCCAAGAAGACCAUUUACCUCACUGCGUCAACAGUUCAGUGUCAAGCGGUCUUGCUAGUCUACCUCUGAAGUUCGUGUACACUAAYRGAGUGAAGAAYACAUCAUGGCCAACAGACCCCACUCUACCAGGGACAGAUCAAAUACUWGAUGGCAAGAAGUCCUAUGCGCAAAUACUACCGUAUUUUACUACCAACGAAGCCACCCCGACUGAGGUACAUCAGCUGGGAUAUGACAUGCUAGCUAUUCUAUAUCCUCAGGCAGUUCARGUUGCAAAAGAAAUAACAAAUAUCACCGACAAUGCAACUGCCAUAAAAACAUUUCGCCAAAAACUCCAUUCUCAAGACAUGUAUUUCAAUAAAGAUCCUAUUCCAGCUAACGAAAUGGGUGAAGAGGCAUUUAAAAGAUGCAGCAAUMUARUAGAUGCCGAGAAGAACUGCCCAAAACGAUGGGAAGCCCUACAGAAAUGGUUUAAGGAAGCUAGAAUGGCUAUGAGUAUGUUGGCUCCAAAGAUUGUCAACAUGUUCUAUUACACCGGCAGCAAAGAUACCGCACCCAAUUGCCCAGUAGAAUUGAGACCAGAUCUUAAUCCUACYAGCGGUAUUCAAAGUUAUGGAAGAAGCACUAGAGACUGUAAGCUUCCUGCCUAYUACAACAUCCCAUUCUUCCUCAAAGACUUGGGUCCAAAAUUCUCAGAAUGGAGCGUAAAUGCUCACGAAUCGCGACCAGGACAUCACUUACAGAUUCAAGGAAACAUAGAGAACUUUCAGGACGACUGUGGUGGUUCUCUGGCCUGGCUUAAUGGUAAAGUAUAUUACACAGCGUUUGUCGAGGGGUGGGCGUUAUAUGCCGAGAACCCGUUGGUCGCUGAGGAUACGGACACCUAUGAAAAUGAUCCGAUGCAGAGAUAUGGCAUGUUGAAGUGGCAGGUAUGGAUAUACUCAAACAUUUAAUGUUGUUAAUGAGUGAAAUGAAAUUCUCGAGAUGACUGUCGCAAGAAUAUAACAUAACUAUACAUUAAUGGCAAAACAAUGAGCAGUUUCUAGUGGAAUUGGUCCGACAAUAUGAGGACUUG
Molecule: messenger RNA, 1262 nt
Organism: Exaiptasia diaphana
Lineage: Eukaryota; Metazoa; Cnidaria; Anthozoa; Actiniaria; Aiptasiidae
Exons: 6
Coding region: 4-1140 (378 amino acids)
Source: RefSeq, a predicted model, not a curated record